This is a messenger RNA of Fusarium musae, 750 nucleotides long. RefSeq lists its product as uncharacterized. Gene Ontology annotation, molecular function: methyltransferase activity. The transcript has 5 exons. The record is from RefSeq and is a predicted model, not a curated record. Bases 1 to 750 code for a protein of 249 amino acids. NCBI's taxonomy places the organism in Eukaryota, Fungi, Ascomycota, Sordariomycetes, Hypocreales, Nectriaceae.
AUGUCUAGCCAAGGCGGCCAGGACCUCGUUGCAGCACAGCCUCUGGAAGAGAAUGAAGAGGAUGACGAUGACUCGGCGCUAGGUCAAGACUUUGCAAGCUCGACUGCUUCCCUCACCUCAAGCAUUCUCGAAUACCGAAAGUUUCAGGGUCGGACCUUCAAUAGUGACAAGUACGAGACUGAAUAUUUCGCACCAAAUGAUGAGAGGCAAAAGGAAUCGAUUGACAUCUCCGACUUUGCCGACCAAUAUCCUAACGCCGAGGUCGUUGGAACAGAUCUUUCCCCAAUCCAACCCGAUUGGGUACCACCAAAUGUCCGAUUUGAACUCGAGGACGCAACUAGUAACUGGACUUGGUCCAACGACACCUUUGACUUUGUUCAUAUGCGCUACUUGAUUGGCGCUAUUGCUGAUUGGGGUGCGUUAUUUAAAGAAGCGUUCCGCUGUUGCAAACCUGGAGGUUUCGUCGAAUCUGUUGAGGUCAAUCCAACCUUUUUCAGUGACGAUGGAACAGCCAGCGAUGUGAAGGCAGUGCAGACAUGGAAUAAGCUUUUCAGAGAGGCGAGUAAAGCGUUUGGUCGUAGCUUUUGCGAGAUUGAAGGGGACGCAGAGCUUCUGGCUGCAGCUGGAUUUGUAGACCUGCAAGUUACGGACUUUAAGGUCCCUGUCGGCGGAUGGGCCAAGGACUCCAAGUUAAGUCAAGUCGGCGAGUUUCUUCGCGCAACGAUGGAGAACGAUCUUGAAGGUAAGUAA